Molecule: messenger RNA, 1366 nt
Organism: Canis lupus familiaris (dog)
Lineage: Eukaryota; Metazoa; Chordata; Mammalia; Carnivora; Canidae
Gene: KCNE5
Product: potassium voltage-gated channel subfamily E regulatory subunit 5
Exons: 1
Coding region: 158-574 (138 amino acids)
Biological process (GO): regulation of heart rate by cardiac conduction; regulation of ventricular cardiac muscle cell membrane repolarization; negative regulation of delayed rectifier potassium channel activity
Cellular component (GO): membrane
Molecular function (GO): transmembrane transporter binding; potassium channel regulator activity; delayed rectifier potassium channel activity
Source: RefSeq, a predicted model, not a curated record
GCCCGCGCUGCCAGUGCCCCCAGCCACUGCCCGCCCAGAAGCCAGGUGCCGCCGCCGCCUCUCUCUCCCUUUCUCUGUCUCUCUCUCGCCUGCUUCCCUCGCCCCCGGGGGAAAGGUCAGCAGCGUCCUGGAGCCACCGUGCCAUUCCCCGACAGCCAUGAACUGCAGCGAGAGCCAGCGGCUACGCACUCUCCUCAGCCGCCUGCUGCUUGAGCUGCACCAUCGGGGCAACGCCAGCGGCCUGGGCGCUGGCCCCGGCCCGAGCAUGGGAAUGGGGGUCGUGCGUGACCCGUUCGUGGGCCGCGAGGCCACCAGUGCCAAGGGCGACGACGCCUAUCUUUACAUUCUGCUCAUCAUGAUCUUCUAUGCCUGCCUGGCCGGAGGCCUCAUCCUGGCCUAUACCCGCUCCCGCAAUCUCGUCGACGUCAAGGACGAGCCCGCCCAGGCCUGUGCGGUGCACGAGUGGGCCGCCGCCGACGCCGAGACCGCAGCUGGCUCGCCCGCGGAGGGCCCCCACCCGCUAGCCCUCCGGCCGCCGCCCACUCCGGCUCCGGGCACCGCCGAGGGGGUCUAGGACCGCCGCUCCGCUUGCUUGCUUGCGCGCGCCCCCCUCGGCUCCCCACGGUCCCCCAGCGGCCUGCUCCUUCUCUCCCCUUCCAGGAGCCGCCUCACCUGAGGCCCAGACGACGACGAGAGGGCCCGCAGACCCUGUCUGGCAGGUCCUGGAAGAAGCACCACCCUACCCACCCCAGACCGCGUUCUCCCUCCUCUCCUGCCUCUCCCUCCAACCGAGGCCUCUGCUCCCACCCCACACAGCCAACUGCACUAAACUGCCUCUGCUCUCUUCAGACAGCCCUGACACCACGCUCCAGCCGCCUGGGAACUGAAUCGCACAAGUCCAGCCCUUGGCAUUGAGGUGAAGCAGUGAAGUCCAUCAGAACUCUGCUCCGGAGGCUGCCGGGACUGCUCACUCUGCGGAGCCAACGGGCGGGCCAUCCUGCCAGGCAGGCCCCAGCAGCUCCAGUUUCUUGUUGCCUUAGGGACCGAGACAGAGACAACGAAGAGACCUCAGACAUCUUUCCCCUCCCUCUUGCAGCAGGGAGCUAGCAGGACAUUAGGACCCUUUGGUGGGCUACAAUGGACUUAAUGAGGACUGAAGGGGGAGGGAAAUUCCAAGGGCAGGGGAAAGCCUAUGACCCCAACUGUAUGGCUUUCUUGCAUCCAGUUGUCAUCCCAAAGGUAACUUGCCUGAUUUUUAGCAGCUUUGCCAUCUUCCGGAGUGGGUAACAAUCGCUAGGUGUAUCACCUCAGUACCUCAAAAUGACGCCCCCCCCCCCCCCCCCCCCCCCCCCCCGCAGGUCAAUUC